This is a messenger RNA of Symbiodinium pilosum, 220 nucleotides long. The record is from the annotation of a GenBank genome assembly. Lineage: Eukaryota; Dinophyceae; Suessiales; Symbiodiniaceae.
AUGAUGACGAUUUCUCUCGUCUACCUCUACAGCGUCUUGAUCAUCAUGAACUUGUCAGUGGCAGUUUCAGACUUGGUGCCACUGAUGAUGCUUAUGGCAUUUACGCUGGUUGGCGGGUUCAUGCCAGUCAAGGAGUACGUGGACUCUCGUUUCUCCACCCCGGACCAGAUGGCUCGAUUCAAGAGUGUGCAGUGGAUCAUUGGUUACAUCUUGGGUAUGG